Athene cunicularia (burrowing owl) is the source of this 7696-nucleotide messenger RNA. RefSeq names its product solute carrier family 5 member 3 (gene SLC5A3). Gene Ontology annotation, cellular component: plasma membrane. Bases 319 to 2460 code for a protein of 713 amino acids. NCBI's taxonomy places the organism in Eukaryota, Metazoa, Chordata, Aves, Strigiformes, Strigidae. The transcript is spliced from 2 exons. The record is from RefSeq and is a predicted model, not a curated record. Gene Ontology annotation, biological process: inositol metabolic process; myo-inositol transport; transmembrane transport. Gene Ontology annotation, molecular function: D-glucose:sodium symporter activity.
CACGUGUGGCAAACAGGGUUGGUACAGUAGGCCUCACUAAACUUAGCUGCAACUAAGAAUUUCUCCUACAUCAACUGAGUUAAGGCUGAUGCUCUUGUGGAAUGUGGAUUAAAAGUGCGUGCUAAGUUCCAAAUUUCCAUUUGAGAAGCGGAGAAAGUAAAUGUACCACAACCACCAGCAUCAGGACAGCAAACCAAGGGACAAAGAAUUUGAUCCACAGUGUUGAUAUAUGUUAACUGGUUCACGUGUUGCUUAAAAGACGUUUGCUGGGGGGCGAGAAGUGGACGUCAGCUGUGCGAAGUCAUUUUGUUUACAAAAAUGAGGGCUUCUUUGGAAACAGCAGACAUUGCCAUUGUGGCACUGUACUUCGUGCUUGUAAUGUGCAUAGGUUUUUUUGCCAUGUGGAAAUACAAUCGGAGCACCGUAAGUGGCUACUUUUUGGCAGGGCGUUCUAUGACCUGGGUAGCUAUUGGUGCAUCUUUAUUUGUGAGCAAUAUUGGAAGUGAACAUUUCAUUGGUCUCGCAGGAUCUGGAGCGGCGAGUGGAUUUGCAGUAGGUGCAUGGGAAUUCAACGCCUUAAUGCUUUUGCAGCUUUUAGGAUGGGUCUUCGUCCCAGUCUACAUCCGGUCGGGAGUAUACACCAUGCCCGAAUACUUGUCCAAGCGUUUUGGAGGGCAUAGAAUUCAAAUAUAUUUUGCAGCAUUGUCUCUAAUUCUUUAUAUCUUCACCAAACUCUCAGUUGACUUGUAUUCAGGGGCACUUUUUAUUCAAGAAUCGCUAGGUUGGAACCUCUAUUUGUCAGUUAUCCUCCUUAUUGGAAUGACUGCACUGUUGACUGUGACUGGAGGUCUUGUGGCUGUCAUCUACACAGACACCCUUCAAGCUCUGCUUAUGAUUAUUGGUGCCCUCACACUUAUGAUCAUAAGUAUUACGGAGGUUGGUGGGUUUGAAGAAGUUAAAAGAAGGUACAUGUUAGCAUCGCCAAAUAUUACGUCUAUUUUGUUAACCUACAACAUUUCCAAUACCAAUUCCUGCAAUGUCGACCCAAAGCCUGAUGCUCUUAAAAUGUUGCGCGAGCCAACAGAUGAAGAUAUUCCCUGGCCUGGAUUUCUAUUGGGACAGACCCCAGCUUCUGUCUGGUACUGGUGUGCUGAUCAAGUCAUAGUUCAGAGAGUUCUUGCUGCAAAAAACAUUGCUCAUGCCAAAGGAUCCACUCUGAUGGCAGGCUUCUUAAAGUUGCUGCCUAUGUUCAUUAUAGUUGUCCCAGGGAUGAUAUCACGAAUACUGUUUGCAGAUGAUAUUGCCUGCAUUAAUCCGGAACACUGUUUUCAAGUCUGCGGGAGCAGAGCUGGAUGCUCUAACAUUGCCUACCCACGUUUGGUGAUGAAACUUGUGCCAGUUGGUCUGCGGGGACUGAUGAUGGCUGUGAUGAUCGCUGCACUGAUGAGUGACUUGGACUCGAUAUUCAACAGUGCCAGCACCAUAUUCACACUUGAUGUCUACAAACUCAUUCGGAAGAGCGCAACAUCUAGAGAACUGAUGAUUGUAGGAAGAGUCUUUGUUGCGUUCAUGGUAGUUAUAAGCAUUGCCUGGGUCCCGAUAAUUGUAGAAAUGCAAGGUGGUCAGAUGUACCUUUAUAUUCAAGAGGUGGCGGACUACUUGACCCCACCGGUGGCUGCUCUGUUUCUUAUGGGUAUCUUUUGGAAGCGUUGCAAUGAGCAGGGGGCUUUCUAUGGUGGAAUGGCCGGGUUUGUUCUUGGAGCGAUACGGUUGAUACUGGCAUUUAUCUAUCGUGCUCCAGAGUGCAACCAGCCGGAUACUAGGCCAAGCUUUAUCAAAAACAUCCAUUACAUGUAUGUUGCAACAGCUCUCUUCUGGAUCACCGGGAUUGUGACCUUUGUAGUAAGCCUUCUCACGCCUCCGCCUACGAAGGAGCAGGUUCGGACGACCACUUUCUGGGCUGUGAAAAACAGGAGCGUAAAAGAGAGUGCCGCAAAGGGGGAGCUGUACAAAGUGCAAGAAAAGAGCAUCCUCAAGUGCAAUGAAAACGCUAACCAUAUCAUUCCAAAUGGCAAAUCGGAAGAAAAUAUUAAAAAUAUUAAGCCAGAGGAUAUCAAUCUUCUGGUUACUUGCAGAGAUGACAGCAACCCGGUGAUUUCUGUGAGUCACUCUGAAGUCGAGACACCAGUUGAUUGUUAUUCAAACGGACAAGCAGCUUUGAUGGGGGAGAAAAAACAUGAGGAAGAGACUGAUGAUAGAGAGAGACAUUUGAAAUUCAUAGAUUGGUUCUGUGGCUUUAAAAGUAAAAACAUGAACAAGAGAGCUGUUCGGGAGAUGGAGGAAGAGACUGUUUGUUUACAAAUGUUGGAAGAGACUCCAAAAGUUAAACUAUUACUAAAUACUGGACUGGUUUGUGUCUGUUCGCUUGGAAUAUUCAUGUUUGUCUAUUUCUCUUUGUGAGUGAAUAGUGAACUUUUAAGGGUAUGGCUAAACAUACAGAAGUUGAUACAGGUCUCUGGAGAUUUUGUUUUGUUGUUUUUUUGUUUUUUCUUUUCAAAUAACCACAACCCAGGCAUUGUUUACGCUAUAAUUGUAAGAUCAACUCAACUUUAGCCUAUUUAGAAACCAUCUGAGACAUGUUGUCCUAUCUCUGCUCAAAGCAGAAUGUGUUGUGUGGUGUCUUUUUUUCUUUUUCCCCUUUUGUCUUUUUUUUUUUUCAUUUGCAGUACUAACCUGUUUUUCCUUGUAUACAUAUAUAAAUAUACCAAAGGCAGGCAGGUGGCUGUGUUUGAAGUCAGGCAGUUAGAGCUCAGCAUUAAGGUGAAGAUAACAAGUAAUUUACCGAUGUGUAAAAUCUAAAUGAUUAAAGCUAUGUCAAAAGAUUUUUAAAUAUAGGGUUGCGAUGCACAUUACUGUUGUCAUUCUUUGUAACAUAGCUGUAUUACCUCGGCCAACUUAGCACUUUUUAAAUUUUGCUCACUGCUUCUAUUUUUUUUUCAGUUUCUCAUUUCUCUUCUGGCAACUACAGGAUGAUGUUUUGUCUCAUCUUGUAGCCCUUAAAAACAUGAUAGCUGUUAGUAGCCUUCUCUCUUUUUUCUCUGUAAGAAAAUGUUUGUCUUUUUGACUUUAUCCACUGUAAAUUCCAUUACUGAAAAGCUGCUGUAUUUAAAAAAGGGAAAAAACCCAAACAAACCUUGAAGAUGACAAACUGGCAAUGGAGGAGAGGGGGAAAAGGGGGGAAAAAAUACUCUGUUUUGGGUUUUUUAGUAUAUUGAAAUAGAAGAGUAUAUAUUCAGCCUCUUAGUCUCCAAACCUUUAGGACUAGGGUUAGCCUCUUUUUAGAGAAAAAAAUCUGUAGGUUCUACCACGUGGAAAAGAGAAAAGUGUGAAACUGAAUGUCUUCAGUUUGGUAAGCACACUGAAAAAUAACUUCUCUGCUGUGUACUUCUAGAAGGAAAUACUCUGCAGCCCCUGCCAUUGCUGCAUACUGAGUCUAUAAGGGGACAAAAACAAGAAGGAAGACAAGAGGAAGGUGAAGUGGGGGAAAGAGGUCAAAGCGGUCCUUGUUUUCCGGAGUCCUUUUGCCUCAUAUCUUUUCCCGCUUCCCCUUUCACCCUGUCAAACCUUCUUCUUUAAGGAAUGACUCCUGAGGGAUUCUGUGUCGAGAUAAGGAACGUGUGCAGUCGUAAUCUGUGUCGGCAAUUGAGGUCUGCCCUUACAGUUCUUCAAAAAAAGUGAAACUUUUCCCAGGCAAUCAUAGACAAUCAUUAGGUCUCAAGAUGCUGAGGUUCUUUUUCUCACGAAGGAUGAAUGCCUGAGGCAGGGAUGAACAGUUUCCAGGUGUGGAGGACAUCUGUGUGCAGCAGGUUGGUGGAGCUCAGCAGACCAGAAGUUUGCAGAACUUGGUCUGCUUCCCCCCUUGGCAAAGCAGGAGUACAUGUUGCCAUCUGAGUGCUCUUGUCCUUACCUAAACCAAGUCAGGGCCUGUUUCCAGGUGCAGAGGCCAGCUGACAAUAUGUGGCUGAGCUCGUAGCAUUAAACUCCCUUACCCUCCAGGACAGAGUGGUUAUAUCCAGGCUUCCUCUGAAAAUAAUUUCUCCAGUUAUCUUUAUUCCCAGGCUUGUCUCAGGACUUGUUUGGGUAAGCACCAACCAGUUAGGUAUGAGGGACCAUGCUGACAGUUCAGCAGCAUCAAUUCAAGGGUCCAACAAUGUGUCCUUGGCACAUAAACAAGAACCAAUCCCUAUGGGGUGAAAUAGCUCUCUAGAGAUGAAAUUUGGGUUAAUCCUGCCUUUGACUGCUGAAGAAAGUUUGCUUUCCAGUACAGUGGUGCCAUAAGCUGCAGGCUGUCCAAAUGGCUUUUAGUAGUAUGAUGUAUAAUACAUAUUUUCAGAUAAAAUUAAAAACUUCCAUUUUUCUGGAUCUUUUUUUGUUUGUUUUUGGUGUGUUUUAAAAUCAGUUGAAUUCCAUUCAUUCCAAGACUUUAAACAGAGGCCGAAAUGCCCCACCUUUCUCCACUUCGUCUAGUUGUUGCUGCUGGAAAGUAGACUACUCUUAACUGGAAAUACAGUAAUAAGUGUGGGAGCGAUGUUGCAAUAUGUGUAGAAGAGGAGAGUUACCAUACCUGAGUCUUGAUGUUAAUACCAGUGUGACAAGACACAUUUUCUUAUGGUUUGUGUGGCUGGCUUCGUUCAGAAAAAUACUUUAAAUCCUUUUUAAUGGUAAAAUCGUAGUAUGUGAAAUAUGUUAAUGGCAUCUCAAGUUACUUUGUUAGUGGGCUGAGUUGGGAAGGAUGGUACUAUAAGAAAGGUGUAAAACAUAGUUAAUUGUUUCUAUGCAGGAUAAAGUAGGGCAAAGUUUGAUCUUAGUGGGAUCAAAAAUAACAACUUUUGGAAGGUAAAGAUAAGUCUCAGUCCAAGAAUAUCUUCUUGAAAAGGCUGGGAUCUGGCUAAUAUGCCUAAUUUGGCACAGAGGAAGAGACACUCAUGUACCAGGCACUGUCCCUUAGUAACUUGGCAUGUCUUUCUAUCAGCAGCUGAUACUUGGAUUUUCCAGACCAGUCCUCUUUGCUCUCAGUAUUAACAAAUGCAUUACCACCUAACCUGUGAAGCCAGGUUAGCUCAGGGACCCUUUUGCGUGGCUGCCAUUGCUUCAUCUGUGCUUGCUUUUUUCCCAGGGUGCCUUACAUGGUUAUAAAGCUGAAGGCAUGGUUUUUACUGCCCUCUGAAGAGUGGUUUGCUUAUAAUGGCUUUUCUCAGCUUGUUUUUCCUCUUCCCCUCUCCACCCCCAAGUUAUUUGUUGUUUAAAGACAACGCUGUUUAAAGACUCUAUAGACAAGAUGCCUGUAUCCUGUUCAGUAGAACUAUGGUCAGGUCCAUGGUGAAAUUACCCUUCGAUGUGGUAGGGAGUCAAUCCUUCACAAAUGUAUGGUGCAGCCUUUGGCUGUUGAAUCGGAGAUACUCCCAUCUCCCAGUUAAUGUAUUCUCACUUUGGCUAAACUACCAAGUUGCUGCAUUAAUUGCAGUGGUAAUUGGCAGUCAGGAUCUUAAUAAAGUAAUAUUUUUCUCUCACCCCCUUCUUUAGACCUGUUAUUGUGAAGCUUUUAAGCAAAUUAUUUCUCCAGUGCUUUUUCCUCUUCAGUUGUUUAAAAAUGGGCUUCUGUGCUACUUUCUGCCUAAUGCCAGCCUCAUCAGUUGUAUUCUGUUUUCAUGUGUUAGAUGUCAUAGAACUUGCUAAUGUUAUUUGCAUAUAACCACUUAAUAAAAAGCCUAUAUUAGAAAAAAAAAAUUAUAAGGCUUCAAGCAAACUGUCUAUUGGUGAGGGAAGUACCUUGCCCUGUAUUACGGACCUUAGCAGAAGAAGUUGCUUGAGGAUUUUUUUUAUAGCGUAAACAUGCCUUUGCUGAUGAUCUGAUCAAGAUCUACAUGGAAGAGAGAUUAACCCAGGUUGAUACGUUUUGGUUUAAACACCAACUUUUUGGUCCAGUAAAACUACAAAGUGUCUCCCAUAAUGGACAAUCACUUCCACAAAUGUUCUCCUCCUUGGUGGGACUGGCUAGUCAUGCAGGGGUAGAUCCAGGAGGACACAUGCUUCUGUCUGGCAGCGAUUGGUUUAUUUAUUGCCUUGAUCUUAGAAUGACAGUCUUGAAAAACUUAUUUUUGAAUGACACCGUUUUUUUGUUAUUUCCCUUAACUUAUUUUUCUGUUAAGAUAUUUGAAUUUUCUCCCAGAAACUUUUUAGAAGCUUUUUAUUUAAAAAAAAAAAAAAGAGGCUUUUUGAGAGCUUAAUAGUACAUUCUGGGAGACUGUUCUUAUUUAAUUUUUUUUUAAAUGAAUGGUUUGAUGCUAUUCUCUGCCAAAGUUUAGGGACUUUUUUGUUGUUUUUGUAAUUUUUCCCGUUAGCUUUUACUAAUACCCGAAAGGAAACAGUGUGAGAUUGUAAGAAAUUAAAAUGGCCUUCAGCAUACUGCUUGUGUAAUCUUCUACUUUUCCACUUCUGUGUUCCCUUUUCCACCCUAAUCCCAGAAGGGCCAGCAUGAGACUUCUGAUACAAGUCAUGAGUACUGUAACUGAGUAGUGAAAAAGAUUUCCCACAAGGUUACAGUGGAGUGGGCAGAGCCAUCAAUGGAUCUCUGUGCGAACACUUAAAGCAGAAGAUGCUUACAACUUUAAAACGUACAGCUUUAUUUUUUUUAUAUAUAUAUAUUUUUUAAAUCCUAAGAUAAAGGAGGUGUUGGGAGAUGCUCCCUUUCAGAGAACAGGAUACAUGGAAGAAGUUGGAGUUGCCAAGCUCUGGCUUUCUUGAGGAAAUCUUUGGAUUUAGCAUGUAUAGCGAAGCAAAAAUACUCAUCUGUUAAUUUGGUAUUCUGUAUGUUCUGUGCCCUUAAAUGUAAUUGUUUUGAAAAUAAAACUAACCUUGUUAUGUGAUGUUAAAAAGCAGACUUGUGUGCAAUGUUUUAAAUUUUUUUUUUAAGAAAAUGUUUGUAUAUAAUUAAAUGGUUUAAUGUGCUUUAAUUGGCCUAAGGUAAAGAGUAGUCCUAGAAUGUAAACAUAUAUAAUUAGGAUUUCUGAUUUCACUGUGAGAUCUCUGAACUCUUGUUUUGCAAAGUGGUUUGUUUUGUUUACAAAACACUUUCUAUUAUUUCUUUUAUGGUGUUGGUUUAAAGGCAUUUGCUUCACUUCUGUUCUAAUAUUGAAUUCAUGGUAUAGUGACAUCUGGUGACACUUAGCAUUAUCAGUUUCACUGUGUAAAGUCAAGACACUUUGAGCAAAAAUGGUAAUGAUAUGACAAUUCUCUGUGUCUAUGAAUACACGUUUUUAAAUGAGGUGGUUAUAAAAAUAGUUGCUGUGCAAAAUGUUAGUAGUCUUCUUCAAGAAGAAAGCAAAUUUUCUAAUAUCACUAGAGCAGUCUCUUCAUUUAUCUUAUUUUUAAAGCACAGUGUCAAAGUGAUGCUGCUUUACCUUGUAUCUCCGAUAUAAUGUUUUUUUAGAUAUCUGUGAAGUAUUUUUGUUUUUGUUGCUGUUGUAUUUUUCUGCAGAUUUUAUAUAAAAUACCAGUUAAUGAAUUGCCUUUUUGUUUUUUUUAACUAUUCAACUAAAAUACAUUUCAGACCAAAACCAAAUGAUAUCAUAUAGCAUUUGAAACCUGCCUUUUUCCUUGUGUCCCCCCACUCCCCUUUUUUUUUUUUUUUUUUUUU